AUGGACAAGUGUUCACUGGGCAAAGGUGUCCUCAGUUUACCUGAAAGCCUGAACUUGCACAGGGACCAGCAGCGGUCAGGGCGAGGCAGCGAGAGCCAUGGAUACACCCAGACUGAACAACGCACACUGGAGCAGUCUCUUCUGGCCACACGAGUGGGCAGCAUUGCAGAGCUUAGUGAUUUGGUGACCAGGGCCAUGCACCACCUCCAGCCUCUGCACAUUAAGAACUCCAGCAACGGAACCCCCGUGCACCAGAAGAGCAGCAGUAUGAUGCUGCACUGGGAGCCAGAGGCCCUCUACACCCUCUGCUACUUCAUGCACUGCCCCAACAUGGAGUGGGAGAACCCCAAUGUGGAGCCCUCAAAGGUCACAUUACAAACUGAAAGACCGUACAUGGUGUUACCUCCUCUGAUGGAGUGGAUUCGAGUUGCCGUUGCUCACACGGAACAUCGGCGAAGUUUCUCUGUGGACAGUGAUGAUGUGAGGCAGGCGGCGCGGCUGCUGCUGCCCGGAGUAGAUUGUGAGCCACGACAAGUGAAAGCUGAAGAUUGCUUUUGCGCCACCAGAAACCUUGAUGCGUCAUCAACUGAGGCCAAGUUCCUGCAGGACCUGGGUUUCCGAAUGUUGAACUGUGGACGCACAGAUCUGGUUAAGCAGGCUGUCAACCUGCUGGGUCCUGAUGGCAUUAACAGCAUGAGUGAACAGGGGAUGACCCCUCUGAUGUACGCCUGUGUCCGUGGAGAUGAGGCCAUGGUCCAGAUGCUUCUUGAUGCAGGAGCGAACAUUAACAGUGAGGUGCCAAGCACAGUAAACAAGCACCCCUCAGUUUAUCCUGACACGCGCCAGGGGACACCACUCACAUUCGCCGUGUUACACGGACACGUCCCUGUUGUGCAGUUGUUGCUGGAUCAUGGAGCCAGUGUAGAGGGCGCCCUGCAGGACGGGGCAGAGAACUACACCGACACCCCCCUCCAGCUGGCGGCGGCUGCAGGUAACUUUGAAUUGGUCAGUUUGCUGCUAGAAAGGGGAGCAGAUCCUAUGAUAGGGACCACAUGUCGGAAUGGUAUCUCCUCGUCUCCACUUGGUGACAUGACUUCAUUCAGCCUGGCUGCAGCUCAUGGGCACAGGAAUGUCUUUCGGCGGCUGCUGUCCCAGUCGGAAAAGGACAAAGCAGACGUCAUGUCCCUGGAGGAGAUCCUGACUGAGGGCCCGGAGCCGGGUGAGAAGAGACUCGGCCCGCACGUUAACGGAGGAGGGACUCUGCGAACAGGAAAGGCCAAACUGAGAGCUCUGAGAGAGGCCAUGUACCAUAGCGCAGAGCACGGCCAUGUGGAUAUCACCAUAGACAUCCGCAGUUUAGGCGUUCCCUGGACGCUGCACACUUGGCUCGAAACCCUUCGGGCUUGUUUUAUGCAACACCGCCGGCCGCUGAUCCAGGGUCUGCUGAAAGACUUCUGCUGUAUAAAGGAGGACGAGUACACUGAGGAGCUGAUCACCCACGGGUUACCUCUCUUGUUCCAGAUCCUACGGACUAACAAGAACGAAGUGAUAAGUCAGCAGCUGUCUGUCAUUUUCACCCAAUGUUAUGGGCCGUUCCCCAUCCCAAAGCUGACAGAGAUCAAAAAGAAACAGAUUUCUCGCUUAGACCCCCACUUCCUCAAUAAUAAAGAUAUGUCCGAUGUCACUUUUCUGGUGGAAGGGAAACCAUUUUAUGCACAUAAGGUUUUAUUAUUCACAGCGUCAGCGAGGUUCAAGUCUUUGCUUCAAAAUCGGCCAGCAGCAGAAAACACCUGUAUAGAGAUCAGCCAUGUUAAAUAUUCCAUAUUUCACCUAAUCAUGCAGUACUUAUACUGUGGAGGUACUGAGACCCUUCACAUAAGAAACACAGAGGUGAUGGAGCUCCUGUCGGCAGCAAAGUUCUUCCAACUAGAGGCCCUUCAGAGACACUGUGAGAUCAUCUGCUCCAAGAAUAUCACCACUGAAACAUGCGUGGACCUCUACAAGCACGCCAAGUUUCUGGGGGCAUUGGAGAUGACUGCUUUCAUUGAGGGGUAUUUCCUAAAAAACAUGGUGCUGCUGAUUGAAUUGGAGAACUUCAAGCAGCUGUUGUUUGAACCGUCUCCGCCGGAGAGUCCCAGCUCCAGUCCUGGCACCUGCUCUGACAUCCUUCUCGAUCUGGAGAAAACUCUGGCCACACGCAUCCACUCCAUCCACCUGUCUACGUCCAAGGGCUCAGUGGUGUGA
This is a messenger RNA of Knipowitschia caucasica, 2244 nucleotides long. Lineage: Eukaryota; Metazoa; Chordata; Actinopteri; Gobiiformes; Gobiidae. The record is from the annotation of a GenBank genome assembly.